AUGUGCUCUUUGACUGCAACAUCAUAAAGCAUGGCACACAUAUUAAAGACGCUCAACAGCUGGUUCUGGUGGGAGAAUAUCUGGAUGCCUGUCAAUGUCACAUGGGCACAUUUUGUGGACCGUGAUGGACUUGUCUUUCCCAAACCACAUCAAUUAUAUGCCACAAUACCGUAUGCUUUUGUAUUGCUGAUUAUCCGAUUCUUCAGUGAAAGAUAUGUUGCUAUACCUCUAGCAAAAGCCUUAGGUAUAAAGAAUGUAAGACGUGUGAAGCCACAGCCUAAUCCUGUUUUAGAGAGUUAUUUCCGGGAGUGCUCAAAACAUCCAUCCCAAUCAGAGAUUCAAGGCCUUGCCAAAAAGUGCAACUGUACGGUCCAUUUGGUGGAAAAGUGGUUUAGGAGACGGCGAAACCUUGAGAUCCCAACAGUGCUUCGGAAAUUCCAGGAAGCUUUCUGGCGAUUUUCAUUCUAUCUUACAUCCUCCAUUGCUGGAUUUAUAUUUCUGUAUGAUAAACCUUGGUUUUACGACAUAUGGCAGACGUGGGUUGGCUAUCCAUUUCAGACUCUGCUGCCAUCCCAAUAUUGGUACUACAUGGCUGAGAUUAGUUUUUACUGGUCUCUCUUAUUUACACUUGGGAUUGACAACAAAAGGAAGGAUUUUCUGGCUCAUGUCGUUCAUCACUUGGCAGCCAUUGGGUUGAUGAGUAGCUCUUGGUGUGGCAAUUACGUGCGUCUUGGAACGCUGGUGAUGUUUGUGCACGAUACUGCAGAUUUCUGGCUGGAGGCAGCCAAAAUGUUUAAUUACGCUCACUGGGAGAAAACCUGCAAUACGCUCUUUAUCAUCUUUUCUAUCGCAUUCUUCAUCACAAGAAUCAUCCUGUUCCCCUUCUGGAUUCUUCGUGCCACAUUGUAUCAGCCUACAUACUACUCCGCGACUCCUGUCAUAGCAUAUUUUUUAUUCAAUGGUCAGCUAUUGAUCCUUCAAGGCUUGCAUUUAUAUUGGGGUUACUUAGUUUUCAAGAUUUUGAGAAGGUUCAUUUGCUUAAAGGACUUGAAAGACGACCGGAGUGAUGAAGAAGAGGAAGAUUCUGUUACAGAUAAUGAAGAGGAGUCCACAAAGAAUGGCAACAAGAACGGCUGUGGGUCAAGCAAACAUCUCCUAAACAGCAGUCACCACUAGCUCCCUCCUGCCUCACCUCCUGCAGUGAUUUCUGCUCUGUUUUUUAACCCAACCUACA
Molecule: messenger RNA, 1234 nt
Organism: Gymnogyps californianus (California condor)
Lineage: Eukaryota; Metazoa; Chordata; Aves; Accipitriformes; Cathartidae
Gene: CERS3
Product: ceramide synthase 3
Exons: 11
Biological process (GO): ceramide biosynthetic process
Cellular component (GO): membrane
Molecular function (GO): sphingosine N-acyltransferase activity; DNA binding
Source: RefSeq, a predicted model, not a curated record